AAAAGAGCAGCUGAUUGUAAAUGCAGAUCAUGCUGUUCAAACAUAUUGGACUCAUAUUCACAAUGAUUUCAACCAUGCUCCACCAAAAUUUAAAGGUUUUAAUUACGAAUCUCAAGAUUCAGGAACACAACCCUUUACACAGCACUUUGGGAUUUUUCAAAGCAAUAAUAAAUUCCCAGGAUUAUAUGUGUAAAGUUAAGAAUGAUGAAUAUU
Molecule: messenger RNA, 213 nt
Organism: Rhizophagus irregularis DAOM 181602=DAOM 197198
Lineage: Eukaryota; Fungi; Glomeromycota; Glomeromycetes; Glomerales; Glomeraceae
Source: RefSeq, a predicted model, not a curated record